AUGGCUGGCGACACUGCUCUCGCCAUCGUGGCUUUAGUUCCCGCCCUAGCCGCUGUGAUCUUGACUGAUCGCGGCUGGGAUAUGAUCACCUGGGCAGCUCGUCGAGGCCGAAUAGCCUUACAUCCAUCUGAAGGAACAUGCGCAAAGCUUUUCUGGCAUAAUUUAUCGGACGGACCGCUCCACGUUUGCACGUCGUCUCAAUGUCAUUCCCAGACACACGUCAAAGACAAGACGUGCUGGGAUCGCACUCUCACAACCGUCCUUAAUCAACGAAUAUCAGCAGGUUAUGAGCGCUUAAAUAAGCCCCAAUCUCUACUUCUUUCCAAUGACCUUUUAUACGUCGACGCUAAUGUGAUCCGCGCCUUCAUUAUCAUGGCGGCUAAAGCCGACCACUUGCCCUCAAGACAGCGCCCUGAUGCCAUAGACAUCGACUUUGCUGGUGUAGCCAUCAACAGGCAGAUCAUCAAGAAGAUGGAAAACAAGCCAGAUAUCCUCGUUCUUCACCUCCAAGGCACAUUACAAAGAACAUUGUCAAAAUCACAUGUUCAGAGAAUUCUCGACGGCUAUCCACCACUAUCUCAGGAUCCUUGGCAGCGGUGCAUCUUCAGCGGCAGUGAUCUGCGCCGUGGCGGCUGGAUUGCCGCCAUCGGCCUCGACGAAGGCUGGGACGAUGAGGUCUCAUUCCUACCCGUUUAUGUUGACUCUAUUCAAUUCAAUGGUAAAAGGGGUGGCCUCUUUUGGAGAUCCAUAAAUCGUAUCAUUACGAUGCUCUCUAAUAUCUGGCUACCAGUGUUUCAAUCGACAUCGGGCGGCUACAAAGUGAAGCAGGCUUUAGAUGCUCUUACAUACAUGAGAAAGGAAGAGACAGACAGCGGUUUUACCAACUUAUUUGACGUCUCGAUUCUGCAGUCAUCACCGACAACUCUGCAGCAACGACAAAUCAUCAAAUACUUUAACGGCGAGCCAACUCUAGCCCACAGUAACUUUGCACAGUUCCGGCAAGACUGGGAAGCGUUGCUGGAUGCGGUGCUGGUGGCUGUUGUUCUUGGAACGUCUCGGUGCGUUUCUUAUGUUAAGAAUCCCGGCCGAGAGAUGAACCUUCUUUCCCUAGACACGUUGCUGGACUCUUCGGAUAUAUACAUUCGCGGAUGCUAG
Messenger RNA from Fusarium sp. VM40, 1155 nucleotides. The record is from the annotation of a GenBank genome assembly. NCBI's taxonomy places the organism in Eukaryota, Fungi, Ascomycota, Sordariomycetes, Hypocreales, Nectriaceae.